AGGAAACAAUAAAGGCCAAAACAUCAGGGGCGGAUGAUGAAGUUUCCCGUAAUAGAGUAGGCGAUAAAACUACGUUGGUUUCCGCUAUUUCUACUCUUUCGUUGCGUUUUUCUCUCUAGAAUUUGGAAUUCUAGAUACGAAUUCAACCGGUGGACAAGUUCGUUCGCUGAAAAUGGCUGUCUUUGGAUCCAACAUGUCCGGCGAGGUUGGGUUGCGAUUGCUUCUUUGUCCCCUUGGAUCUAAUGUUGUUAUUCGCACAGCAUGCUGUUCAGUUGGGAUUGUCUUACCUGUUUAUUCUACAUUCAAGGCCAUUGAGGCAAAGGAUCAAGAUGAGCAACAUAAAUGGCUCUUAUAUUGGGCUGCUUAUGGAUCCUUUGCUGUUGCAGAGCUGGUCACUGAUAAGUUUCUCUACUGGUUUCCUCUCUACUAUCAUAUGAAGUUUGCAUUUCUCGUUUGGCUUCAACUGCCAUCUAUUGAUGGAGCAAGGCAAUUGUAUAUGAAUCACCUGCGUCCCUUCCUCCGAAGGCAUCAGUCCAGACUUGAUCAAGUGGUGGGUUUCUUCUACAGUGAAAUGGCGAAAUUUGCAAGUAACCAUGAAGCAGACUUUCAGAUUGCCAGGGUGCUCCUUACAAAGAUUUUACUGUCAGCUAAUCAUGCAGUUCAAGAUAUCAUUCGACCUGGGCAAAGGCAAGUGAAUGGUUCCGCAAUUGAAGGUCCUCCGCAACAGGUGGAAACUUCGGAAUCAGAAGAUGAAGAAUGACGCAUUUUAUGACUUGAAGAUUCAUAUAACUUGUUCAGCAUAGAACAUAUGAUGUAUGUAGAAGAUGACAUAACACUGUUUAUGUCCACGACAGUUCAGAAAUACUUAGCAUAUGUUUUUCUUGUAAAUAUUUUCAAGUAGAGGAUUGAGAGGUAAAAACCUACUUUUUUAGUCUUUCCAUAUGGCAGGAGACCACGAGACCACUUCGAAAGGUGUUUGUUUCUGGAAAUUCUGCUUUGUUUACUUAACUGAAUCAGGCUUAUGGUGGUUGUAUAUAUUUACUGUUUAUUAGGGUACAUGUGAUUUGCAUGAGUAAGGGCUUAAAAGAUGUUCA
This is a messenger RNA of Sesamum indicum (sesame), 1094 nucleotides long. It is a transcript of the gene HVA22K, whose product is annotated as HVA22-like protein K. The record is from RefSeq and is a predicted model, not a curated record. NCBI's taxonomy places the organism in Eukaryota, Viridiplantae, Streptophyta, Magnoliopsida, Lamiales, Pedaliaceae.